Molecule: messenger RNA, 1116 nt
Organism: Eremomyces bilateralis CBS 781.70
Lineage: Eukaryota; Fungi; Ascomycota; Dothideomycetes; Eremomycetales; Eremomycetaceae
Exons: 3
Coding region: 106-900 (264 amino acids)
Biological process (GO): protein ubiquitination
Molecular function (GO): ubiquitin protein ligase activity
Source: RefSeq, a predicted model, not a curated record
AUACCAUAUAUUCAUUCCUUAUCGCAUAUCGCGAACUACAGGAAGCCUAAAACCUCGCAUCCAAACAACAAAUCAAAGACCGUUGGUGUAUCGGCAAAGACCAAAAUGUCUGUUUCAAAUAACCCGGAGCCCAGUGUAUACAACUUUACGCAGUGGCCUUCAAUACCUUCAAUGCCGUCAGCGAGUGUAGGGCUAGCUCCCCAAGUAGCUAUGGGUGCGCUUGUUGGGCUCGCGUUCCUUAUUGUGGUGAUACUCAUUGCGGCGUAUGCGUCUAGGAUACGGGACAAUCCGGUGAAGGUCAGGGAGAGGCUUCUGAAAAAGCGCCUCCGGCAACUAGACCGUGCAGCUCGACCAGAACUGUUCGAAGACUGGUAUAAGCAUGAACGAAAAAGCCACCCGGAGCUUUCGAAAGUUGACCUGGAAGAUCAAGUCUGUGUCAUCUGUCUUGAACCGAUUGAGAGCUCGCAGUUGAUCCGAGCCUUGAGCUGCCGACACCUCUAUCAUAGGGCGUGUUUUGACCACUGGUUCAAAGGAUUUCAUGACUUCUGCCCUUUGUGCCAUCGAAACGUCUUGCCGUGGUUGAAAACGAACGGAGAAAGCAGCACCGCAACAAGGAGAGCUACUUCACACGAGGGGCGACGAACUAGUCCCGCUGGAUCGACAAUAGACAAUGCGGCUGGGCCAACGGGACACAUUUCCCCUGUAUCGAUAGGUCACGAUGCACCUCAAUCGAUAAGCCACGACAGGUCUGGAUCGAUAUAUCACGGUGCACCUCAGUCGAUAGGUCACGAUGCGCUGGAAUCGACAGGGCAUAUCCUGAGCCGGAGUUCACUGAGCCGGAUAUUGCGCCUAGUCGGAUGGUCCAGAGUUCUACACCACACAACGGGUAGCCACGGAUGAAGCCUUGGUAGGAUGCCAUCAAGACGAUGCAAAGUCUUCAGAGAAUCGCACAGAAGGCGACGAUCUCUUUGAGACUUGCUCUCCUGAACACUCCUGUUGCUGGCACUCACCAAUGAGCGCGUUGUAGUCUGGCAGCGAGCCAAUUAGGAUCCGCAGCCGCACAGUACCCAGUGUAUCUGCCGCAGGAGUUUGCCGUGGUUUAGAAAGAUGCAGGUU